Molecule: messenger RNA, 1920 nt
Organism: Parastagonospora nodorum SN15
Lineage: Eukaryota; Fungi; Ascomycota; Dothideomycetes; Pleosporales; Phaeosphaeriaceae
Exons: 5
Coding region: 1-1920 (639 amino acids)
Molecular function (GO): protein binding
Source: RefSeq, a predicted model, not a curated record
AUGGAGCAAGACGACUACUUCGCCUCCCAGCGAGAGGACCAGCGUGCCUCCAACGUGCAGCACAUUGAAGACUCCGACACCGACAUGGCCGCCUCCGCCACGGCCUCAUCCUCGCGAGCCGCCAUGUUCUCCUCCCCCAACCGCCCACUCCCGCAAGCCCCGCAGGAUCUCGCGCUCAGGAGUCCCCCGGCCUAUAAUCACGCCCACGAGUCCCCUGAGCUCGACAAUACCGCACAACCUCCUCCCCUCGGCGCCAGCAUCGCCGCCCACUCCCGCCCCGAGUCCGACGCCAACACAGCGACCGAAUAUGAAGACUCGCACAUCAAGAACACACGCGCACGCUUUGGCGACAUGAACAAGGCGGAGCGGAUGCGCCUCCUGGGGGAAUUGCUGAACCUGUGCGACAGCGCCGAAUUGAGCUUCGUGGCUGAAUUUGUCAGCCCAAGGCUGAAGAAGGACCCGUUCAUGGUUUCCAAAAAGUGGCGUGAACUAGUCAACGACGACGGCGCUUGGAGACUGCUGUGCAAGAAGUAUUCAUUCCGCGGACUGACCCGAGAGGAACGGAGCGACGAGGGCCACGUCGACGAGAUGGAAGACGCCGAGUCAGAGUCUUGGGUGGCGGACGCUGAGCGCAUGUCCCGAACAGAAGACGCUGCGCACAGAGAUCUCCUGGAGGUGGCUUCGGCAAGCAGCGGUGCCGAGGGAUUGCGGACACAGAGCCUCGAUCGCGAGGCUAAGCGACUGAUUUCCCAGCGCAAAGCAAAGGCAAUCACCUACCGAUCGCACUUCAAGCAGCGCUACAUGGUCGAGACGGCAUGGCGCAACGGCGGCGUAUGCGAUGCGCGCCAGAUAACGCCUGACCAGGGAGUCGUCACAAGUUUGCACCUCACAAAGAAGUACAUCGUCGUUGCACUUGACAAUGCAAAGAUCCACGUAUUCGACACCGUUGGUGACCACCAGAAGACACUCCAGGGACAUGUUAUGGGUGUUUGGGCUAUGGUGCCAUGGGGCGAUCUUCUGGUCAGUGGAGGUUGCGACCGCGAUGUGCGGGUGUGGAAUCUUGCAACCGGAUAUCCUCAAUUCACAUUGCGCGGCCACACUUCGACCGUACGAUGCUUGAAGAUGUCCGAUGCAAACACCGCCAUUUCCGGCUCCCGCGAUACAACCCUGCGAAUCUGGGACCUCAAGAAGGGGCAAUGCAAGCACGUCCUGAUUGGUCACCAGGCCAGCGUCAGAUGCCUGGAAAUCCACGGAGAUAUUGUGGUGUCCGGUAGCUACGACACGACAGCCAAAAUCUGGAGCAUCUCCGAAGGCAAAUGCUUGCGCACACUCACCGGGCACUUUAGCCAGAUCUACGCCAUUGCCUUUGACGGAAAAAAGAUCGCGACAGGCAGUUUGGACACCAGUGGCCACACAUCCCUCGUCGGCCAGCUCCAAAUGCGUGAAGAUAUCCUUGUCACAGGUGGAUCAGACGGCUCGGUCCGUGUGUGGAGUCUCGCAAAUUAUCAGGCUAUUCACCGAUUAGCCGCCCACGACAACAGUGUCACCAGCCUGCAGUUCGACAACACAAGAAUAGUUAGCGGUGGCAGUGAUGGCCGCGUCAAGGUGUGGGACGUGAAGAACGGCACACUUGUGCGCGAGCUGAGCAGUCCCGCAGAGGCGGUCUGGAGGGUCGUGUUUGAGGAAGAGAAAGCAGUCAUCAUGGCCAGCCGAGGUGGUCGGACAAUCAUGGAGGUUUGGGACUUUUCUCCGCCGCCGGAAGACGGCGAUUCGCGCGCAGUCAGCCCGGCCAGCAUGCCCGAUCACCUCGAUCCCGAAUAUGAACGCCCACGGUCCGCCAUUUUGCCGGCAACCUCACCACUCGUCGCAAAUGUCGAUAGUGCCGGCGACAUCAGUAUGGCCGAUGCCGCAGAGGACUGA